Messenger RNA from Cannabis sativa, 3214 nucleotides. RefSeq lists its product as uncharacterized. Bases 2242 to 2940 code for a protein of 232 amino acids. The transcript has 2 exons. Lineage: Eukaryota; Viridiplantae; Streptophyta; Magnoliopsida; Rosales; Cannabaceae. The record is from RefSeq and is a predicted model, not a curated record.
UAAAUAGAUUAAUUAGAUAUAUAUAGAGAUAGAGAGAAAUUUUUAAAUAUUUAUAUAUAUAUAAAUUUUAUAAUAUUAGUGGUUAUCAAAGACAGACAUAUAAUAUUCUCGGGUGCAUGUGAUUCUCACCUUGGCAGGCUAGCUAAGCUGUAUAUACGUUAUUUUGAUGAUUAAUGUCUUUGUGUUUAUUAUCUAAAUAAUUUUUUUUUAAAAAAAAUAAAAACCCUUGUGAUUCUCAACAAAUUUUCAUAUAGAAAUUAAUUGUAAUUAAGUUAAUAAUUAUUAAUAAUUAAAUUAUGUCUCGUUUGUUAUUAUUAUUAUAUUUAAUUUAAUAUUUAUUGCAUUGCUGGAGUUGUCUGGGGCAUCUAUUUCACAAAACUUGAAUCAGAUUGGCUAAGGCACUGGGAUUUGUUUGGCAUGCCUCAAAACCCAAGUGCAACAAACACUUUGGGUUCUGCGUGAGAGAGAAUCUUAAAUUCUUCAUCUCUCUCCUUUAUUAAUUAUUAUAUUUUAUAUAUAUAAAUGUAUAUAUGUGUGUGUUGCAGUAUAUACUGAUGGGGAAUAUGAGAGCAAGAUAAAUAAGUUCUUUCUCUGUAUCAAAUAAAGACACAUGUAGCUGUUUUUCAAGUUGGGGUUUUGGAAGUAAAAGUACAGUGCUCUCUCUUCUACGUUCUUCUUCUUCUUCUGAUCUGAAACAAAAAGAGACUCUCAAAGAAAAAGCUUUCUAGGCUUCUAGCUAGUAGUCUUCUCUUCUUUCAGCUCCUUUUAACCAAAAUAACAGGUUAGAAUUAUUACUAUUAUACUAUACAUAUAUUAGUUUUCCUUUUGUAUAUCUUCUGUUUGAAUCAUAAUUUAGUAUAGGAUCUACAACUGCUUAGUUGAUGAAUUUGCAGGCUUUGAUGAUUAGUUUUGUCUAUAUAUUUUGAGUAUAUAUAAUAAGUUCCAAAUACUCUUUCUCUUUCUAUUUCUCUCUAUCCCUCCGAUCUAUAUACACAUAACAAAACUACACUAGUGCCGGGGUUUAUGGUUUAUAUUUUUACUCUUGCUUUUAGAAACAUUAAUAAUUCGAACUGUACGUAAUUGAUCUGAUCCAUCAGCCAAAAAUAUUUUCAAAGGAUAAUAAUUAUCGGAUUUAUUAUAACCAUGCUAAAAUAAUGAAGCUAACUGAUAUAUUUGGGUUGGUACGUACUACUACUAAUAAUUAAGAUAUUGUGAUUUGUUUUUGGUUUUUUACUAAAAUAAUUACUUGUUCGCAUGAUCAUCAAUAUUAUGUGUGUAUAUAUAUACCACAUUUAAGCGUAGAUAGGCUAUAGCCAAAUUAUAAGAACCUUAUUAUUAUGAUCGAUAUUAUUCACAAGUUUUCCUAUAUAAGACAGAAUGUAGCUGUUUUUUGAUAUGUAUGUACAACCAACCAAAAAUAAUUGGUAUUCCAACCCUUAAUAUUAGCAAACACACCAUAGCUUUUGUCAUAUAUAGUUUGCUACAUAGCUAUCUAGGCAAGAGUAUAAUCUACGUCAUAAAAAAAUUGAAAAUUUUGAUUUUAAGAAGAAAAUUCAAAAUUCAGGCCAGUAGGGUAUAUAAUCGGCAAAGAAUGCGGAUUACAGAAAUCAAGAUUGGAGAACAUGUGUACAUAUAAUAAUAAUAAUAAUAUAUUUAUAUAUAAAUAUAACAAAUUAAGAAGCUGCACAUGAUAUUUAGUUAGCUAGGUAUUUAUACUACUAUGAUGAUGGAGAUGGUGUCCCACUUUUUUGUAACUGUAUAUAGGGGCCAGGGAGAUAUUUUUUUGUAUCAAACUAUUAUAUUGUGGCCCAAAAUGGCUUUAACAUGAAGGAGGACAAUCAAAACAAACCGACAAAUUGUGCUAAAAGUAGUACCCAGUACUGUUUUUCGUUAUCUCUAUAUUGAUUUAGGUAUUUGAAAACCUCACUACUCUUCUUUCUUUUCUUAAAAAGAAAUAUUCUCAUAAACCUAUUAUAUACCAUGAAUGAGGAGGAUGGUGCUGAUAUUGAUAUUAUUAUAAAUAUAUAUUAUUAUUCAGUCUGCUUUAAAUGUUUACUACUUUUCCUCGUUUGACAGGUAUAGAAGCGUGAGAGGUGAAAAGGGCAUUAAUACUAGCUAGAUCCGGAUAUAUAUGCAUUUCUGAGCACAUACUAGCUUUUCUUCAAGAAGAUAAUUAUAUAUAUAUACAGGUCAACCUCCAUAUAUAUAUAUAUAUAAAGAUUCGAAAUCUAAAGCACAACAAUGGAGAAACCCCUCUUUAAACCAUACGACAAGGAAUUCAUGAAGAUGGCUAUGAUAAAGCAUGAAGAAACUUUUAAAGAACAGGUGUAUGAACUUCAUCGUUUAUACCAAAUCCAGAAGAUUUUGAUGAAAAACAUCGGACGGAGCAGAAUGAAAGAAACCCAUUUCAAUAAUCAGCUUGAAUCUCAAAACAGACGACAAUUUAUGAUACUGGAUUUGGAGCAGCCUUCAGUAACUGAAGACCAGUUCAAUAAAAUUAACAUCGCAGAAGACUCAGACGACGGUGAUAUUAAUAAUAACAAUACUGACAGUAACAACAAUAAUAAUAAUAACAACAAUAAUAAUGUUGUUAAUCUGGAGAUUAUAGACGAGAGUGAGAUUGAGCUCACUUUGGGCUUGGGCCUUGGGCCCACCAGUUAUAGUCGAAGUCGAAGCCGGAAAACAUCAGAUUCCGGCCCAAGUUUCUCUUCCUCUUCAACUGGAUCCAGCCAGAUGAACUCUCGAAAUCAUUACAACAACAGAUCGAGAGAAACGACAAGAGUAGAGUUAAACGACAGCGGUGGUGGUAGGGGACAGGUCCCUGAUGCGACGCCGUCUGGAUACCAUGGCGUCGUCGGAGGGGAAUUGCGACGGGAGAGACUAAAACAUCAACCACCUUGGUUAUUUCAAGUUUUGAGCUUGAAUAUGACUUGUGAAUGAGAAUAUAUUUUGUAAUUCUUGGUCAUUUGGAUAUUUUUAGAUUUUCUUUUUUCAUUUUCCAUCCUUUUUUUUUUUUUGGCUAAUUUUCUGAUUUGAUUUUUUUUUUUAGGGGUGGAAUUUUCUAAUUAGUUUUAUUUUUCAGAAAUUCAAUGUUGUAAUAGCCUAAUAUGGUGAUGGAAAGUCUUGUAUAGAAUUUAGCACUUGUCUUUCCUUGGCUUGCUAUUAUUAUGCAAAGUCCCCAUCUAAUCUAAAAACGUGACUCUUUGAUUACUAA